CCUAAAAAACCUAAAUUGUUCAAUCUCAGGCGAGGUCACAGGUCGCUGUGUUGUCUACAACUAACCACAGUAUUUGUGUUUUAGGCUAGUGCAAGUGAUUGGGCUUUACCCACAACUUGCAGCGGGAACGGUAACCUACGACCUCCGCUGUUGUUCGACUUUCCGUAUUUUUACCUAACAGUGGUCGACGUUGAGUCAGCAUGUUGAUUCCUAGAUUCGACGGGAGCUUCAGAGUGGGUAGAGCUCGCCCCCAGCAACACCCGUGUUAAUCCUGCCAUCUGAACGAGUAGAGACGAUCUCACGAGCGGCGUGAUUAGCGUCGGUUUCCGUCAUCGCGAAGCACAUGGUGAACAUCGCCAUCAUCAUCACCAACCACUGACCACUGAUCAUCCUUUAAGCAGUAAUAGCGAAGAUCCCGAGCAGCAUCAACAUUCUAGCCGUGGGAGCAGCGGCAACUUGGCUCCGCUCCACCACGUCACCAGCACCCAUCAUCGUCGCCUUCACCACCCCUCGUCCCCCAUGAAGCCGCGGUGGCCGCCAUGGAUGCCCCCCGUCCUCGUCCAACACCUCUCGCACCUACCCAAGCUCCGCAGCUUGUCAGCCGCGGUGCGCGCCUUGGGGCUCGGGCGGCGCGCUCCCGUGGUGGUUCUGUGCCUGACCGUCAUGUGGACGCUCAGCUCCGUGGGCCGGUUCCACGACAACCUGCGAUCCUGCGAUCCCUCGAAACACGGUGGCCGUUCCACGUCGUGCAAUACCCAGUCUGGCACAAGUAUACAAAGAGUACUCAUUCAAAGCAGUGACAUGCCAUCCGCGUGGUCCUCCGUUUCCCACCACUCCUCCUCCUCCUCCUCCUCUUCCUCCUCUUCCUCCUCCCCUUCCAGCCCCUCUCCCCCGAGCUCCUCCUCUGCCACCUCCGCCGCUUCUUCCUCCUCCACUCCCUCCGCCUCGUCGAUAGCCUCCCCGCUUUCCUCCACGUGUCCUCGGCUCACGAUAUUCUCCGCCCCCACCGCCUACAACGUAACGACGUACGCGCAUCGUCGCGCGCUGCUGUCGUGGCUGCGGCUACACCCCGUCCCCCGGGUGGUGCUCCUCGGCUCGCACCCGUCGCUCGAUGCCCUCGCGGCGGAGUUCCCGGACCACGUGACAGUCGAGGGCGACGUGGACGUGAAUCUAGAGGGCGCGCCGCUGCUAAACUCCGUCCUCGCGCGGAUACAAGCGGAGAGCUUGCCGUCCGCGCAGUCCCCUCCUGCGCACCACUCCUCCUCAUCCACCUCCUCCUCCUCCUCGUUACACACUGCCUCCCUAUGCGACAUGGUCAUGCUGGUGGAUCCCGACGUGCUCCUAUUCAACGACAUGUUCUUCGCUGCGCGCAAAGUGGCUGCGCGGUUUCCGUCCUUCAUGAUUCUCAUGGCCUCCUGGGACGUCCAUUCCUUCCGCUUCCCCUUAGACGGCCUCCCUCCCUCCAUUCAAAGAAAGCACGCCGCCGCUUCCGCAUCGGCAGUGGUGUCGUCGCUAGGGUCCGAGGCGGCGUCUCCGCAGCCGGUGGACGAGCAGAAGAUCAGAGACUUCGUGCGCCGUCGCGGCCAGUUGAACAUAGGCGGGGGGGUGGGGGCUUUUCUCUGGAACCGUCCCGCGGAUUCCCUCUUACCCGAUAACGCCACCGUUCCGCCCUUCUUCCUCGGCCGGGGGGCGUACGAGCGCUGGCUCGUGCACAUGGCGUCCGCCGCGGGGGCAAACGAGGGGGAAGCGGACAGGGCAGGGGCGGGGGCUGGCGCAGAUAGCGCGGGUAGCGGUAGCGGGGGAGCGGGGCGGAAAGGGCACAACCAGGGGAUGAAUGAGAUUCGGAUCAACAGCAGAAUACGGCAGGUGGUGGAUGCGAGCGACUCGGUGACGGCAGUGCGGGUGUUCUCGGCGCUGGAUGUGCAGAAAGAGGUGGAGAUGGUGCGCGAGCGAGCCAUGGAAGAGUUCCCCCAACCCAAAAAGCCGCGCGUGCAGCGCGCCUGGUGGCAGCGGCGGGGGCCUGCGGGGGAAGGCGCGAGCGCGGAGGAGCGGGAGAAGGCGGAGGAGGAGGAGGGGGAGGAGGCGGAGGAGGAGCUGCUGCGGUGGCACCCGCUGCCGCGGAAGAACGUGAAGGGGUGGGAGGUGUACGCCAACAUGCACAUGGCGCGAUUCCUCUCCCCCACGCCCUUCUCCGAACUGCUGGGCACGCCGGGCCACGCGCCCUGGCGCCUCACACCCUGCUUCGACCCGCAAGGCGAGUCCAUGUGCUUGCUGCGACGGCGGCGGCCCGGCAACUGCACGUGCGAGCAUGCGCCGCUGGCGCGCCACACGUCGGAGGACAUCCGCCUGCACGACGGCACCUGGUGGUUCUGCGGCCGCCUGCGCUCCCUGCCCCCCGAGUCCUUCGCCCUUAACAUCCAGCCCGCCCCCUCCCACUCCUCCAUCCCCACCACCACCGCCACCCUCCUCACCUCCUCCUCGUCCUCCUCCACCACCGCUACCACCUCCUCUUCUUCUUCCUCCUCGUCCUCGUCCUCCUUCUCCUCCAGCAACCGCUCUGCCUCUUCCUCCCCACUGUCCUCAUCGUCCUCCACCCCGUCCCCCAUGGCGGUGCGGCAGCGCAUCGCGUCGCUGCUGCAGCUGCCGUCGUCGUCGUCCCCUCUGGACGCCAUGGCCGAGAGCGCGCUGGCGGGUGCGGCGUUCUGGCGCGGCGUGGAGGGCAUGCCGCACACGCUGGAGCAGCUGCUGCCGCGCGUGUCAGACCGACACCAGACCGUGGUGCUACUGGUGGCGGGCAGCAAGGACAGAACCGCGACGCUCAACUUUAUCUGCAUGUUGCGGCGGCUGGAGAUCACCAACUUCAUGCUGGCAGCGCUGGAUGCCGACAUGUACUCCUCCGCCUUCCUGCAGGGCCUCCCGGUCUUUCUCCACUCCUCCUCCGCCCCUCGCUCCCCCCCCUCCUCUUCCUCCCUCGCAUCCUCCAAGCCGUGCCCUGCCUCCUCCCCCUCAUCUUCCUGCCAAGAGGCAGCAGCAGCAGCAGAGGAGGCGGAGGCAGCAGGGUCGGUGGCGUCGGCGGUGGUGGCAAUAUCGGUGCAUGUGCUCAGACUUGGCUACUCCGUGCUGUGGUCCGAUGUGCAUGCCGUGUGGUUCAGCAACCCCCUGCCGCACCUCCUCUCACUCGGACCCAAUGUGCUCUCUGUGCAGAGCGCAGAGACGAGUCGCCGGCGUGCGGGCAAUGGGGUGCGCAGCAUAGGCGGGGGGCUCAUGUUUGCGCACGCGGACCGUCCCACGCUGGAAGCCCUCGAGGCCGUGGCGGCGUACGCAGCAGCGGUGCGAGCAGAGGCGCAGGCGGACAGCGCUGCCGGCACCGAGGGCAGUGGAGAUGGCGGCGCUGGGCGGGUGGGCGGGGUGGAGGUGGAGGAGCACCGGUCGGCAUACGACGUGCUGUGUGGGGAGAGGGGCGAGCUCAAGGUGGGGAGGGACGAGUGCCGGUGGGGCAAGCACCUGAGAGUGCUGUUCCUGGACCGCCAGCACUUCCCCAACGGUGCUGUCUACUCCAUCUGGCGCUCGCGCAAUGCUGCCGCCGCCUGCCACCGCCUGGGAUGCAUCACACUGCACAAUGGGGUCAUUGCUGGGCGAGAGGCCAAGGCAGAGCGCCUUAGGCGGCAUGGGUUGAUAUACUACGAUGAGGACACACGCAUGUGCAUGCACUCAUGGCACCCGCGAUUCCAUGCCAGAGACCACUGAACUGAGCUGACGGUGGGAGCCGUGAUGCGGCCGCAGCAUGCUUGUGCUGUCGCGCUUGGGCAGCAAAGCAGCACAUGUUAUGCACACAACGCAACCCCUUGGUGCGUGGAUUGCGCUUGCAUGGGAGAAGGGAGCAGAUGGCGGUCUGGUUUGGCCAGCAUACGGUAUUUAUACUGCUUUCCAUGCCAUGAAACCCUUGCUCCCAACCAGCCGCCUUGGCUUCUCCUUAGCACCUCAAGUAUGGACUCUUGGCGCCCUUUCAAAUAGUGAUGGCAUAAGGCCUCCUGCCAUUUUGCUAAGAAGCACAUAGGUUAUACCGUUAGGUCCGAUUUCCAUUGUUUGCCCUGCCUUUCAGGGCCCUUAGGUCAUUGCGCAUGCUGUAGUGACUACAUGUGUGACGUUUAUAGAUCACUUGCAACCAUUCAUAGGUGCAGCUAUUGCUGCUCUGAAUCUCCCGCUCAUGCAGCGGACUGCUUCUCUACUGCUCCCAGCGAUGAUUUUGAAUUACU
Molecule: messenger RNA, 4256 nt
Organism: Closterium sp. NIES-67
Lineage: Eukaryota; Viridiplantae; Streptophyta; Zygnematophyceae; Desmidiales; Closteriaceae
Source: the annotation of a GenBank genome assembly